AUUGCGAAAUCGGACAUGGCGCAGCGACAAAUCGAUCAAACUGCGCCUGCGCUCUUCGAGUGGUGAAACUAAGAGAAUUCGAUAUUUUAAUCAGCUGUUCCUUGAAGGACGAGGGAACUGUUUAAAAAGUAUCUAGAUUUUUUUAAAAACAUUGAAUGCUUUUAAUCUGUGGUCAUGGCUAGAAGGGUAGAUUUUUCAUCGUGUUAUAGAGUAAUAUCUUAUAUGUAAUUACUACAAUUCCUCAGUGGUAAGUCGAGUCAUAAGUAAUGGUGGGAAGCUGCGAAGCCGACGCGCGUAUGAGGACCGCGGAAGUGAUAUUUAUUUUCACUUGAUUAUUAUAUUACUUACUUAAAUAUUCCGAUGUGUGCCAUAUCUCUUGGCUGUUCAGUGUAACUUGUUUUGUCAGUGAAUGGCUUAUAGUUAGAAACACUCAGUUGUGUGAAGAUAUUUAAAUCACCAAGAGUAAACAAGAAUUUUCUCAAAUUCUUUGAUGGUAAUUAAUGUAGACAUACUUAAAACAAUGAAGAAUAUUGUGGCAAAAGGAAUUCAGACGGAAAUGGGCCCUCCAUUUCCUGGUGCGGGAUAUGUAACUGAGAAACUGUAUAUGCUUUUACAACUGUACCUGCAAAAUAAAGGCUGGAAUCCAUCGGUAGAUCUACUUCAAUGUUUCACUGAACUUAAGGAAUCGUCCAUUCUGCCAAGUGCUGCCUAUCUCCAAAUGAUGGCUUCACGUAUAGCUCUGGACAGUCAAGGAAGACUUAUUUUACGUGAAAAUGGCAAAAUCAUAUUGCCAUAUGAACAUUUUGCAAAUGCAGUAAUGCUCAAACACAUGAACGGACCUCAUGGAUUACAUCUAGGAUUAGAAAGUACAAUACGCGCGGUAAUGGAAUCCUACACAAUAGGAAGAGAAUAUUUUGGAAUGGAAAAAGAAUUUAUAGUUGAGGUAGUUCAAAACUGCCCCAACCCUGCAUGCCGAUACUACAAAAAUCAAUUGGAACUUUCACAAAAAUCCCUGCAUCUAAACGUCCCAACGUACAUUCAAGAAUCUGGAGGUGGAAAUCAAGUCCCGUCGGCAGCGCAAGAAGCUGCAGCUAAUCUAUUACGAGGUGCUGCUUUUACUCCUGGGACUUCUGGAGAUUUCGGGAUGAAUCUGACUCACGCCCAGCAGUCUGUGAACCUACAUAAUCCUGUGGACUUGACAGGAUUGUCUACUGAAAAGUCUCCUUCAGUGGAAGGACGUUCUUUGCCAAUUGGAUCUGGAUUAGUUCUUCGCACUCAGCAAAUCAACAUAUGUGAAAAAUCCAGCAGGAUUUUACAGCAGCAGCAACACCAUAAUGAGAUCACUCACAAACAAAACAAGCAGCAACAGUAUUUUGAAACGUCCUCUCCUGGAGACCACAGACUUGCAGAUUUCUUAAGAACGAAUUUAGAAAAUCUUGAUGGAUUAUCAAGCGCUAAUAAGGAUCUUCUUGCUUUACAUAAUGGUGCAUGGACUGGUGAUGAUUUAGAAAAGCGGCUCUCUUCCAAUACUGAAGGAAAAGUGGAAUAGAAGAAUUGUGUGACCCUGUUCGAAAGAUUGAAUGAUCCGAGCCAUUGUACAGCCCAGUCAUCUCCGAAGUUGAAAGAAAUGAAGAUGGUGCUGGAGACAAUAUUGUAGACUUAUUAACGACUAUAGGUGAGUGACACGCAAUAACUGUGAUAUGAAUUUGAAAAUAAUGAGUACAUUUCCACUUUAAUUCCAGUAAUGUCAAUCAUUUUGUUUUUGUGCUCGUGACAAACACGUAUUCCGAAAGAAUUAUCAGGGGGUGUUUCUGCAAUUAUGAUUGUAAUUUUUUAGAAUAUAGAAAUUUGAAUUCUACUUCAUGUAUUUAGUAAUUAUCUUUUUCUCUGCUCAUGUAAGUGGCAUCUUUUGAAUAAUGUACUUGCAUAACAAAUUGUCCAUAUCUAUUGAGAAGCUAGUCACGUGAAUGAUUUCAAUAUAUUCCCUCUACAAUGCUAAUAAAAGUCAGUUAUUUGAAAUUUAAAUUUUGUAUUAGAAAUAAUUUUUCUAUUUCAACUUAUGCAAUUGUAGAUUCUCUUAAUCUCACCAUGUCUUUAACAUAUGCAUGAAGGUUGUAUUGUUCUCUUAAUAGUGAGUGUUAUCAGUGAAAAGAAUUAUAUUUAACUCGAAGUAUUAAAAAUAAACAAGUCUCUCCAUCAUAAAUUUACUACCGACAUUAAAUAUGUACGAAAAUGUGUGGAAUUGAACUUUAUUAUAUGAAUUGUGUGGAUAUGUUCGAAAAUAAGAAAGUAAUGUCAAUAAAAAUAUUUGUAUAGAAUAAUUACUUGUUACAUAUUUCUUAUGAAAGAUUUUUAAAAAUGGACGCAGUACUUACUUUUUCGUAUGAUGUAAAGUUUAUGGAAAUUUGAUGUACAGUAAACUCGCUAUUAUCCGAGUAAACUUAGGCUCCGUGUUAACCGAGGCAUUUAAUAGAAAAAAGAAACAACAUAAUUUAUUGACACACAAGUACGUAAAGGAAUUGUAAUAAUUAUACGGCGCAUGCGCUGGGAGACGCCUUGGAACGACCUCGAAUUCGAGAAGUCGUCAGAUUCACUCGUCAACCAUUAAGUUCGUCGUUUGACAUCGCACUCUUUGUGCUAGCUGUCUAUCUAUGACAGCGGAACCGUGUUCAAUUACUUGUAUUGUGUACUGUAAUUUGUGUUUUUACGUUUGAUCCUUUACCCACUGCGGAUUAUUCGAUUUUCUCGAAUCCAAGGGUUUUGGUCCUAACUACCUCGAUAAAUGCGAGUCUACUGUAUUACUAUUAUUAUUAUUAUUAUUAUUAUUAUUAUUAUUAUUAUUAUUAUUAUUAUUUUAUGAAAUGCAUAUAUUAAUUGCAAGACAACGAAUGUGCAGAAAUAUUUAUUGACAGACGAUUACUGUCUUUGUUCCCUUUGAAAGUUGGUAAAUGCUUUAGAAUGGAUUCAACAUGUCCAGAAUGUAGUACGUCUCGUAAAUUGUUUUGUCUCUGAUUCUUUUGCAUUUGUCAUUGUGGUGUCCAGUGAAUACUUGUAUGCUUAUCGUAAUUUAAAUUCCAGUGGCAGCUCGCGCCAGUUGUUGCAUGUUUGCGUUUCAAUAAAAAAUGUUUGCUAUUUUAUACUUAUAUAUUGCGCUAACGAUAGAUGACGGUUUUUGACACUUAGUAAUAAAAACCAUCGAACACAAAAUCUUGUAAAUGUGUUACUGUUGAAUAGAGAUGUGGGUGUUCUAUUGCUGAACUCUCAAGUUCUGCAUUCACAGAUAUAAGGCGAAAAUAAUUCAAUUUUCAAAUAAUGAAAUUAAAAAAAGAUUUUUGAAACCACAUAAUCACCCAUAGCUUGGAGACGAUGCGUCCUAGACCCCUUAUAUCCAGGUUUUUGGGAUUUAAAACGUGUGUCCCGAAGACAAUUUGUAUGGAGACAGGGUGAGUUCUGUGGGAACACGACGUUUGUGACAGUUGGGGAUCAGGUGGAGCCCGAAUUAUCUUUCUUCGGCAGCAUUUUACAACAUAAGAUAUUUUUGAACUAUUACAUGUUUGGAAACUUAGUUCUAUUAGGUGCUUCUACUUCAUACAAUGGGUGGUAAGAAAAAUUGCAGAAACAUGAAAUUUAUGUAAAAUCACUUCGUCAAAAAAAUCAUUUACGAUAAAAUUAAAGAGACUGCUUGAUUUUCUGUGCAAUUUAAUCUCGACGAUUAGCAAAAUUAGAAGGGUCACUUUUAAGUCACUUGUCUUGUUACUGUCGUGAAUCAUAAUCAUUUCAGAAUUUUCUUACAUUAACAGCUAAUCGUGUAUAAGUGAUCUGUCCAUAUUCCACACACCUGGUGUUUAACUCCGAGAUGCUAUCUACGCGCCAGAUUUAUAAAACCAAAGAGUACUAUACUUACAGUCGCCCCUCCGUAUCUCUUCCUGCACAUGCCAGUGAAACCGCUUCAAAAGUGCGCGUCGCCAUAUUCGUAUAACCUUCCUAACGAAUGUUACUAUAUGGGCACGCAAUACAUAAUAGUGUUAUUUCGUAAAAUGUUUGAUACUUUGAGAUAUUUAA
Molecule: messenger RNA, 4062 nt
Organism: Gryllus bimaculatus (two-spotted cricket)
Lineage: Eukaryota; Metazoa; Arthropoda; Insecta; Orthoptera; Gryllidae
Source: the annotation of a GenBank genome assembly